This is a messenger RNA of Ilyonectria robusta, 1635 nucleotides long. RefSeq names its product fungal trichothecene efflux pump. The transcript has 11 exons. NCBI's taxonomy places the organism in Eukaryota, Fungi, Ascomycota, Sordariomycetes, Hypocreales, Nectriaceae. The record is from RefSeq and is a predicted model, not a curated record. Gene Ontology annotation, biological process: transmembrane transport. Bases 1 to 1635 code for a protein of 544 amino acids. Gene Ontology annotation, molecular function: transmembrane transporter activity.
AUGGGUGCAAGGCAUUUCAAAACCUACACGUGGAUGGCUGCGUCUUGGAGCAUGACCUGUGCCAUCUUCCUCCCCAUUGCAGGUCCUCUCGGUGACAUCCUAGGACGGCGAUACUUCUUCAUUGCCGGAAACGCCAUCGGAAUCAUCGCCGGUAUAUUGGCAGCGACUGCGCAAUCCGUGCAAGUUGUCAUCGCUGGAACCACCAUGUCUGGCAUGGCAGCAGCCUUUCAACAACUUGCCAUCGCGGCGGCGUCCGAGAUCUACCCGAAUAAGUACAGAGGCUUUGUGCAAGCCCUGCUGGAGAACGUUCCCAUUGCAUUCAAUGCGGCGGGUUCCUUGAUCGCUCACAGGCUGGUCGAGACGAGAGGCUGGCGAUACGUAUUCUAUAUUUAUAUCGCAAUCUGCGGGUGUGCCAUGAUUUCUACGGCCCUCUUUUACCACCCGCCUCUGCCACAUAAGGAGCAGACCCGCCUACAACUGGCAAAGAACAUUGACUGGGUCGGCGCUGGAAUUUGGAUGGCUGGUCUGACAAGCUUCCUGCUGGGCAUCUCCUGGGCUGGGGGUCAAUUCGCCUGGAAAUCCGUGGCAGUCAUUCUUCCAAUGAUUCUGGGUGUUUUUUUCCUCAUAGGACUUGGUUUCUGGGAGGUGCUUGUUUCCAAGAGUACCAAGAAUCCCAUCUUUCCGCCUCAUAUCUUUAAGAAUGUCCGAGGAUUCACAAACCUACUCGUCACGGUCAUGAUCCUGUCUAUGCCGCUGUAUGCCAUGGCCAGUAUCUGGCCGGCAGAAAUCGGGGCCGUCUUUACUUCUGACCCCAUCAAGAUUGGUGUAUAUGGUCUUCCAUGGGGUAUCGGUUCCUCCUUCGGCUCCUUGAUCACAGGUCUCUUGUUGCAUUAUGUCCCCAGGGUGAACUGGCUUUUCACGGCGCUAGUUGCCCUUCAGACCAUCUUCAUAUCCCUACUAGCAACCAUCACUCCCAGCUCGAUCAAGCCGGCUCUUGCAUUCAGCUUCCUUGGCGGUGCCGCAAACCUGGGCGCGCAGUUAACAGGCAUUGUCAUGGUGCAGUUCUCCACAGGUGAUAAAAACAUCGGCCUUGCUACCGGUCUUCUUGCCUGCGCUCGGUCUGUGGGCGGUGCCAUUGCCAUCUCUAUCUACAAUACCAUCGUUCAGUCCAGGAUGCAGAUUGAGUGGCCCAGGCGACUCGCAGAGGCGACUUUUCCGUUGGGGCUGCCGGAAAGCUCUCUUCCCCUGCUGUUAGAAGCCCUUGCCUCUGGUAAUCAGACGGCCAUUGCCUCCGUCCCGGGCGCGAAUCCAGAGAUCCUUGCCGCUGCCACAGAGGCAACACGGUACUCGUUCGCCGCGAGUUUUAGGGUGGUUUUCUACCUUGUUGCUGGGCUGGGCAGUCUUGCAGUCCUGCUUGCUGCAACCACUCGCGAUAUCAGCCAAUUCAUGACGCACCACGUUGCCGUCGACUUGAACGAAGGGGUUACGUCCAGGUUCGUGGGCGGCACUUCUUCUAAGUUGGCUGUCCGCUCCAUCAAGGGCGAGUUGCUGCUAUCACGAAAUCCCAACAAAAAAAAACAGUUUUCUUCACAUUUUAAGCAUUUUUUAAAACCCAACGCUCUCACAGUUGCCUAA